AGCAACUAUACUACUCAAGCCAUAUCAAUGGAUCUGGCAACCAGCGCCAUUGGCGACCUGCUCCCCAAGCUGGUCGAGCUCCUCAAGGGGGAGUACAAGCUAAAGGAAAAUGUCAGGGAAGGCGUCGUGUCUCUCUCGAGAGAGAUGAGGAGCAUGCACGCUGCCCUCCGCAAGGUGGCGGAGGUGCCGCGGGACCGGCUUGACGAGCAGGUCAAGCUCUGGGAAGGGGAGGUGAGGGAGCUAUCCUUUGACAUGGAGGACGUCGUCGACAAGUUCCUGGUGCGUGUCGAUGACGGCUCCAAGCCUGCACCCAACUCAAAGAAGCUCAAACAGCUCACGAAGAUGAUGGUCGGCUUGCUCGCCAAGGGGAAGGCUCACCAUGAGAUCAUUGACGCGAUCGGGCAGAUCAAUAAGCAAGUCCAAGUGGUUGCUAACAUGAACGGAAGGUACCCCGUUGACAAUAUUGUCUCUACUUCUGCAGCGGUGGUUCCCAUCGACCCUCGUCUUGGGGCUUUGUACACAGAAGUAACAGAGCUUGUUGGCAUUGCUGGAAAAAGGGAUCAAGAUCUAAUGAAGUUGCUCUUGGAGGGAGACAAUGUGUCCAAGAAAAAGUUGAAGAUUAUCUCUGUUGUCGGAUCUGGAGGAUUGGGCAAGACCACUCUUGUCAAAAUGGUUUAUGACAAGAUCAAAGAAGAUUUCGAUUGCAGUGCGUUUGUUCCCGUCGGUCGAAAUGCUGACGCAAAGAAGAUUCUCCUGAAGAUUCUUUGUGAUCUUGACACGUACGUAGGUCUGAUCACCAUGUUGGAUGUAAGACAACUAAUCAGCAAACUCAAGGAAACUCUCGAAAACACGAGGUACCUCAUUGUAAUUGAUGAUAUAAGGGAUGAAAAACUAUGGAAAAUAAUCAAAGGGGCAUUCUCUAAUAGCAACAAUUGUGGUAGUCGGUUAAUCAUGACAACUCGUAUAGUCAGUGUAGCUAAAUUAUGUUGCUCAUGUGCUGACGGUUCAAUCUAUCAAAUGGAGCCACUUAGUGAUGAUGAUUCCAAAAGGCUCUUCUAUAAAAGGAUAUUUUCUCACGAGAGUGGUUUUCCUCUUGAAUUUGAAGAAGUGUCCAUAGAUAUAUUGAAGAAAUGUGGUGGAGUACCAUUAGCCAUCAUUACUAUAGCUGGUAUCUUGGUUAUUAAUCAUCACGUAAAACCGAAGGAUGAGUGGCAUGUUUUGCUAGAUUCCAUUGGUCGUGGACUUACCAAAGACCCCAGUGUAGAGGACAUGUUGAGAAUACUAACGCUUAGCUAUUAUGACAUGCCUUCUUAUUUGAAGACAUGUUUGCUAUACCUAAGCAUGUUUCCGGAAUAUCACUAUAUUACGAAAGAUCAAUUGAUAUGGAUGUGGAUUGCUGAAAGUUUUAUCCAGUGUGAAGAUCCACAAACUUCUCUAUUUGAGAUCGGAGAAAAUUACUUCAAUGAGCUUGUGAAUAGGAGCUUGAUCCAGCCGGAAUAUUUUGAUGGGUUUGUAAUUGCUUGUCGUGUACACAAUAGUGUUCAUGAUUUAAUUUGUUCCUUGUCAAGUGAAGAGAACUUUACUACUAUAUUGAAUGAUACUCGGGAUAGCAUUUCUUCUAAAAGAAAGGUCCGUAGGCUGUCCCUCCAAAAUAGUAUCAAGGAAGAACAUCAAAAUACACAUCUCAAAUCUGCAAGGUCUAUUGCUACAUUUGAUUAUGUUGAUAUUGGUUUCAUGCCUCAUUUCUCAAGGUUUCUUUUUUUGCGCGUAUUGGAUUUGACUGAAUGUGAUGUUAGUGAUCAUAACCAUCUUAACAUUCGGGAGUUGUGGAGUUUACUUCAGCUGAGGUACCUAGGCCUAUACAAAUCAGGAAUUUCUGAGGUCCCAAAAGAAGUUGGAAAGUUGCAGUUUUUGCAAGUGCUGGAUUUGGGAGGGAAUUAUGAUAUAACAGAACUCCCAUUAGCAAUUACUAAGCUCAGAAGAUUGAUGUGCCUACAAAUUGAUUCUUCCUGCAGUCGGAUACCAGAUGGAAUUGGAAACCUGAUAUCAAUGGAAAAUCUCAGUUCUAUCUGUGGUGACUGUCUAGGCACCGUGGAAGAUUUGGGCAACAUGGAAAGACUAAGGAACCUUAAUAUUUCCUUUAAUGUUAUGAGCUUGGAGUUGGAGCAAGCUUUCGUGGAGUCAAUAGGGAAACUACGCAACAUCCAAUGUGUACAUAUUUGGUUCCUUGGUUAUCAUCAUUAUGUAUUCAUGGAUCUCCUGGGGGGAGAUUGGGCGCCCCCUCAAAGUCUUCGAGAAUUUUCUGCAAAGUUCAAGCUCGUCUUCAGCAAACUGCCAACAUGGUUAAGGAGGAACCCCUCGCAUCUAUCACAGCUCUCCAGGUUAGAUAUUUUUGUCGACGAAGUGCGACAGGAGGAUCUGGAAUUCCUUGGAAGGUUACCGGCUCUCCGUGACCUCUCCUUGGAGACAAUGCGCCAAGAUCCGUUACUCAUCGGUGCUGACGGUUUCCGUUGCCUGACAAGACUGAAGCUGAUUUGCAAUUGGGCUGGCCGAAUUGUGUUCAAGCCAGAAGCUUUGCCCAAGACUGAACAUGUUGAUAUCUUGAUAUAUUUCCGUGCUGCCAACGGUCGCGAUUGGUUUGAGCUGGGCUUGGAGAACCUGCAGUCCCUUCGGAUGGUCAUAGUCCAAAUCAGAUUGUCGCCGGGAGUGAUAAGCAGCGACACCGGGGCCGAGCAAGGGAAGGCUACUUUGGAAAACACACUCCAUGCCCAUCCUAAUUGUCCCAAAGUUUACGUCUCCAUUUACGCAGAGCCAUCAGGCUGUCACUACUGAGUCUCUCUUUCAUCAGGUUGGCUCUCGUGACCACAACGCCAUCAUACAACCGAUUCGGGGUGAAGAAGCUGCAGUUUACACUUUACACACAGUUUGAUUUCCAUCAUUCAGCGUUAAAGAUUCCAUAGUGACUCCAUGAUACCCUGGCCAUCAAACGACCGAUUCAGGGUGAAGAAGCCCCAAUGAUUUUGUUCGAGCUACACUCGGAAUCUCUGGGGCUCAAAGAGCUCUUAUUGCUACCUGACAGAUAAAGAGUGCAACCAAGGAGAGAUCAUAGUCUGCCACUAUUGCCCUCCCUGCCCUCAGCUUGAACUCUACAUUCGGUGGAUGUCAUGUCAACACCUGGAGAAUUUAUCGUGAACAUCGGUGAUCUCUUACAGCUUAUCUCCAACAAGGCGUUCAGGAGGGUGGUGCGGGAAAGAAUGUCGCGCCAAGGAUCUUGAUCGUGUACUUCUUCAGCAUGCAUUUCCAUCCGGCCUCGACUAGGAGUCUAGGAUCCAUGGUGUGAUCAAGGUCUGACGAGAAUCCAUCGUUGUACAGGGAGACCCUUGUGAGAUAUUACAUCAAGCAUUACUGCCCCAUUUUGUUAGAUGAGAAAUUGGACAUCAGGUUGAGCAGUUUGUAAUACCAAGAAAAGUGAUAGUAAAAUGGCAGUCCAAGUACCAAAAUGUUGUAUACAGGCCUAAAUCGUACAGGCGUGCACUGCACUGGUUUGGUUUUCUGAUGCAUCAUACCA
Messenger RNA from Triticum dicoccoides, 3568 nucleotides. RefSeq names its product disease resistance protein RGA5-like. Bases 28 to 2832 code for a protein of 934 amino acids. Lineage: Eukaryota; Viridiplantae; Streptophyta; Magnoliopsida; Poales; Poaceae. Gene Ontology annotation, molecular function: ADP binding. The record is from RefSeq and is a predicted model, not a curated record. The transcript is spliced from 4 exons. Gene Ontology annotation, biological process: defense response to other organism.